Spathaspora passalidarum NRRL Y-27907 is the source of this 1774-nucleotide messenger RNA. RefSeq lists its product as uncharacterized. The record is from RefSeq and is a predicted model, not a curated record. The coding region runs from base 593 to 1753 and encodes 386 amino acids. Lineage: Eukaryota; Fungi; Ascomycota; Pichiomycetes; Serinales; Debaryomycetaceae. The transcript has a single exon.
UUGCUAGCUACAGGAAGCAAACGACGAACUCAAGGGGGAAAACCUUCGUCAGUAGGCGGCUGUUUCAAGUUAGAAUAACGUGAUGGAUAGAGUCAAUAAUAGCUCAUCGCUUAUUCGAAAGCCAAACUUUAUUUUAAGGUUUUGUGAUUCUUAGUCACUUUUACAGUUAUGCGGAGAUCUUGUUUUUUUUUCUGAGAUCUUCCGUGAUUGUUUCCAACUGCCUCGGCUCUUGAACUCUUUUGAAUAAUAAACAACCCCUUACACAUCUACGUGUUAUCUUUUUGAACUUCUCCUGCAUUAGAACAUACAAAUAGCUAACACACAAAAAAGCAAUCUUUAUUCAUCCAACAAUAACCUUUAUAGACGAAACCAUCAGAAUAUGCAACGAUUGCUGACACAAACAAAACUGACUAGGCAUCAGUUGCUCUACUACACAGUUUUGAACCACCUAGUUCACAGAGUUGGAAAACCUUCUUUGAGAGCAUUUGUAUAUGCGUACAUAUACAUAGUUCUUCCCAAGGCUCUUGGUCAAUUGAUUAGCCACAUUAAGAAAAACAAAUAUGAUACACUAUAUCCCCGGAUAAAGAAAUCUAUGAUCAAAGCAUUACACCCACGCAAGUUCCCUAUGUUUGCUGCGAGAUUAAUUGCUGGGAUAAACCUAAUCGAGCCGUUAAUGUUUACAAUUUUAAAGAAGACUAAGUUGUUCAGUCAUAGGUCAACUACAAACGUGUUUGUAUCCACAUUGUUUUCAGCUUUGUUAUCAGCACUUGUCAACUUCCCCACUUAUCAAAAUCACAUCAUUGGCUAUGAUAGAUUUAAUUCAUUAGACUUGACUUUGUUAGUAGCAACCAGAGCCAUAGAUACUGUUUUCUCGUCAGAAUUAGGGAAAAUAGUGCCAACGUGGUUGGUGCCUUACGGCGACGUUGUAUUAUUCACCGUCAGCAGUGCCUUCAUUAUGUACUCGUGGUUUUUCCAUGUGGAACGAUUACCACCUGCAUACCACCAAUGGAUUACAUCUGCAGCCAACAUGGAUCAUGAUAUAUACGAAGUAUUGAGGUUAAUUAAAAGCAAGAAACUUGUCUAUGGAGAACCUGGUCCCUAUUCCGAUUUUUUGGGACCUUAUUUUGAGAAAUACGGAAAAGAUCCCAAGGAUGCAAACACGACAAUUAACCUUCCUAUUUCGUGUGAAGCAGUCCAUGCAUUUAAAACCAAAAGCUGUGAACUUCAUGCCCUUUGGCGCUUUUACCGAGGAUUUAAGUUUGCAUUUACAGUUUAUGGUCCAUUGAAUUUACUUCUCUUGUUAUUGCCAAAGAAGAAAAAGAUGUCGCAAAGGCUAUUAAGGGCGUUGACUACAUCUGUAAGAUCUUCUGCUUUCUUAGGAGCUUUUAUUGGGAUAUAUUGGUAUUCUGUAUGUUUAGCCCGGACAAGAUUAUUCCCACUUCUUGCCCCCAAAGUACCCAGAACUAGGUAUGAUGACACUAUUGCUCCUGCCAUGGGGGCAAUAAUGUGUGGGUUGUCAUCCUUGGUGGAGACACCUCAACGUAGAAAAGAAUUGGCUCUUUUCGUGGCACCAAGAGGUCUUGGCACAUUAGUAUCAGCAGAUGCAACCACCGAGAAUUUACAAAUUGAGAGUAUAGUGUUUUCAGUUUGUUUAGCAAUUUUGGUGGCUUAUUCCAAGAGCAAACCUUCUACCGUAAGAGGAAUCUUCGGCAAGGGUCUCAACUUAGUAUUUAAUAUCGACUACUACAAGUAAUAAACAGAUUUGCCCUUGGUU